GGGCACGUGCGGGGCCGGGCCCAGUGGCGCGCGCCCUUAAGGACUCGCGGCCGCGGGCGGCGGCGCUUCCUCAGUUGGCCUGUCAGCCGGCUUGUUUGGUGGUGCGCGGCCUCGGGCGAGGCUGGGUCGUUUUUCGGGGGACGCCCGGAGCCUGGGCCGGGCUGGGGCGAGUGAGGGGAGAGCGGACAUGGCGGAAGAAGAGGAGACCCCCGAGAGGUCAGGAUGGCUGACAGGGUGGCUUCCCACUUGGUGUCCUACAUCUUUGUCUCUGCUGAAAGAAGCUGAGGAAAAGAUCCUGAAGUGUGUGCCCUGUCCAUACAAAAAAGAACCUGUUUGUGUAUCCAAUGGAAACAAAAUAUGGACACUAAAAUUUUCUCAUGAUAUUGAACAGAAGACUCCACUUGUCCUCCUCCAUGGCUUUGGAGGUGGGGUUGGACUCUGGGCACUCAACUUUGGAGAUCUUUGUGAAAACAGACCUGUAUAUGCUUUGGACCUGCUGGGAUUUGGGCGAAGUAGUAGACCCCAGUUUGGUGGCGAUGCAGUAGAAGCCGAGGACCAGUUUGUGGAAACAAUAGAAGAAUGGAGAUGUACUCUAGGUUUGGAUGCACUGAUCUUGCUUGGACACAAUCUGGGUGGAUUCUUGGCUGCUGCUUAUUCACUGAAGUAUCCAUCAAGAGUAAAGCAUCUUAUCUUAGUGGAGCCAUGGGGUUUUCCAGAGAGACCUGACAAUGCAGAUCAAGAUAGGCCAAUUCCAGUGUGGAUCAAAGCCUUGGGAGCCGUAUUGACCCCAUUUAAUCCGUUAGCUGGCCUCAGGAUUGCUGGACCCUUUGGCUUAAGCCUUGUGCAGCGUUUAAGGCCUGAUUUUAAGAGAAAGUAUGCUUCAAUGUUUGAAGAUGAUACCGUGACAGAAUAUAUCUACCACUGUAAUGUACAGACACCCAGCGGUGAGACUGCUUUUAGAAAUAUGACUAUUCCUUAUGGCUGGGCAAAAAGGCCGAUGCUCCUGCGGAUUGGGAAGAUGGACCCGGACAUCCCGAUCUCCGUAAUCUAUGGAGCCCGAUCCUGCAUAGAUGGCAAUUCUGGCAAUACCAUCCAGUCCCUACGGCCACAUUCGUACGUGAAGACUAUAGCUAUCCUUGGCGCGGGACAUUAUGUGUAUGCUGACCAACCCGAAGAAUUCAACCAAAAAGUAAAGGAGAUUUGCGAUUCUGUGGAUUGACGCCAUUCAGAUCUCAGUGGACUGGCGAUGGAUGCAGCUCCUCAGUGAUAACUUAGAAUGUGGUGAAGAAUCAGGAAACCAACACAAAGAAACUGAGUGGUCCCUUGGCUCUUAUUUUGCACAUUUGGCAUUUCUUCCAUGAAGUCACUUGCACAUUUAUACCACGUAGUGCCUUUUUGGAUGGGAACCCCUUUUUAAAUAGAAAUUAAUUUUAAAUACAUACAGAAAUCUCAGAAACUAAUAACCUUAAAUAAAGGGUUUCUUGCCUCCCUGA
Dromiciops gliroides (monito del monte) is the source of this 1493-nucleotide messenger RNA. RefSeq names its product abhydrolase domain containing 5, lysophosphatidic acid acyltransferase (gene ABHD5). The coding region runs from base 188 to 1219 and encodes 343 amino acids. Gene Ontology annotation, biological process: negative regulation of triglyceride storage; positive regulation of triglyceride catabolic process. The transcript has 7 exons. Gene Ontology annotation, cellular component: lipid droplet. The record is from RefSeq and is a predicted model, not a curated record. NCBI's taxonomy places the organism in Eukaryota, Metazoa, Chordata, Mammalia, Microbiotheria, Microbiotheriidae.